UUUCGCCUCAGUAGGGCGCGACGAGAAUGGAGCGGGCCAAGGCAUUGCUCGGGCUCCUGCUCCUGGUGCCGGGGCUUGUGGAGAGCGCGGCCGAGGCCCGCCGGGAUUCCUUGCGAGAGGAGCUCCUGCUCAGCCCCCUCCCAUCGGGGGACCUGGCCGCCACCUUCCAGUUCCGGACUCGCUGGGAUUCCGACCUGCAGCGGGAGGGCGUUUCUCAUUACCGGCUCUUCCCCAAAGCCCUGGGACAGCUCAUUUCCAAGUAUUCGGUGCGUGAGUUGCACCUCUCCCUCACUCAGGGCUUCUGGCGGACACGGAGCUGGGGCCAGCCUUACUUGCAGGCUCCCUCUGGCGCUGAGCUCUGGGUCUGGUUUCAGGACUCCGUCACUGACGUUGACAAAGCUUGGAAUGAUCUUAGUAACAUCCUCUCUGGGAUAUUUUGUGCCUCUCUGAACUUCAUUGAUUCCACCAACACAGUUGUACCAACAGCCUCCUUCAAACCUCUGGGAUUAGCAAAUGUUACAGACCAUCGUUUCCUACGAUACGCUGUCUUGCCCCGUGAAGUUGUCUGCACCGAGAACCUCACGCCGUGGAAGAAGCUGUUGCCAUGUAGCUCAAAGGCUGGGCUGGCUGUCCUGCUGAAGGCUGAACGCUUGUUCCACAGCAGUUAUCACUCUCAGGCUGUGCAUAUCCGUCCUAUCUGCAGGGAUGCCUCUUGCCUGAGCGUGUCAUGGGAACUCCGACAGACCCUUACCGUCGUCUUCGAUACUUUUGCCACUGGCCACGGAAAGAAAGAUUGGUCCCUCUUUAAGAUUUUCUCUCGCACUCUUACUGAAGCGUGUCCUCUGGCAUCUCAAAGCAAGGUCUACGUUGACAUUUCCAGUAAAGGCCAGGAGAAAGAAUUACUCGAUGUUUCCCCACCUCCCUUGUCAGUACAUGAAGCGUCAGUCCAAGGAGACAGACGAACGUAUGCAGUCUAUGACCUCCUGAACCCAGCCCUCUUCAAUGGGUCUCGCAGCCUCAACUUGCAAUUAAAAUGGAAGCGGCCUCAGGAUAGCUUGGAGCUGACGGUGCCUGUGCUCCAUGCUCAGCGCUACGUAAGCGGCUAUGGCCUUCAGACAGGAGAAAUCAGCACCCUGGUCUAUAACGCACACCCCUACCGGGCUUUCCCUGUGCUACUGCUGGAGACUGUGCCCUGGUAUCUACGUCUCUACAUUCACACGUUGACCAUUAUCACGAAGGGAAAGGAGAACAAGCCAAGUUAUAUCCACUAUCAGCCCGCUCAGGACCGACAGCGGCCCCAUCUCCUGGAGAUGCUGAUUCAGCUGCCAGCAAACUCUGUCACAAAGAUCACCAUCCAGUUUGAGAGAGCCUUGCUGAAGUGGACAGAAUACACUCCUGACCCCAACCACGGCUUUUAUGUGAGCCCAUCUGUCCUGAGUGCCCUGGUCCCGAGCGUCAUUGCAAUGAAAGAGGAAGAGGAAGAUCUAAGCCCCCUCUUUGCGUCGCUGUUUCCUUCCAUGGAUGGCUCCAGCUACUUUGUGCGCCUCUACACAGAGCCGCUGCUGGUGAACCUGCCCACCCCAGACUUCAGUAUGCCGUAUAAUGUCAUCUGCCUGACCUGCACUGUGGUAGCCGUGUGCUAUGGGUCCUUCUACAAUCUGCUGACCAGAACCUUCCAUGUGGAAGAACCCAAGAAGGGAGGCCUAGCCAAGCGACUGGCGAACAUAAUCCGUAAAAUGAGAGGCGUCCCACUUCUUUGAGGGCAGUUGGCUCAGACACUUCUUGGGGCUUGAGAAACUCUAGAGCCAGGACUUACAGAGGCAAAUCUGUGAGAGGCAGUUGGGCUAAGCAAGAUAUUUUGCCCUUUAGCUCCUUCACAGCCAAAAGAGCCACUGAUGUUGUUGUCGUUAGUGGUGGCAGGCAGGCACAAUCACUGAUCUUGAGACUGCAAAUGCAAAAUGCCGAGGGGGAAAAGUCUGCUCUUAUAAGGGUAACUUUUAUGUUCUGUAGAGAGGCACUGGAAAUAAAACUGUUCUGUGACUGUACUUUUGUUCCCUGUCACUUGGCCUUGCUGAA
Messenger RNA from Elgaria multicarinata webbii, 2076 nucleotides. It is a transcript of the gene PIGT, whose product is annotated as phosphatidylinositol glycan anchor biosynthesis class T. Gene Ontology annotation, biological process: attachment of GPI anchor to protein. Lineage: Eukaryota; Metazoa; Chordata; Lepidosauria; Squamata; Anguidae. Bases 27 to 1760 code for a protein of 577 amino acids. Gene Ontology annotation, cellular component: GPI-anchor transamidase complex. The transcript has 12 exons. The record is from RefSeq and is a predicted model, not a curated record.